Molecule: messenger RNA, 1827 nt
Organism: Penicillium argentinense
Lineage: Eukaryota; Fungi; Ascomycota; Eurotiomycetes; Eurotiales; Aspergillaceae
Product: aldolase
Exons: 2
Coding region: 1-1827 (608 amino acids)
Biological process (GO): ketone body biosynthetic process; L-leucine catabolic process
Molecular function (GO): hydroxymethylglutaryl-CoA lyase activity
Source: RefSeq, a predicted model, not a curated record
AUGGAGAAAUCUCCCAAUAUCGUCAAAAUUUGUGAGGUAGGACCACGGGACGGCCUACAAAACAUUCAGUCAACAAUCCAAACGGAUGUCAAACUAGAUUUGAUCACGCGCCUCCAAAAAGUGGGACUGACCACGAUCGAAUUAACAUCAAUCGUGUCGCCGCGGGCGAUCCCUCAAUUGGCGGAUUGUCAGGAUGUGCUUCGCGAUACCCACGUCAAAGAUUCGAUUGCCGAUUCAAGAUUCCAACUUCCUGUACUCGUGCCGAAUGUAAAGGGUCUGGAAAUUGCACUUCAGCAUCAUGUUCGUGAGGUUGCUGUGUUUGUUAGUGCAACGGAGGGCUUUAGUCGGGCGAACAUCAAUUGCUCGGUUCAAGAGGGAAUCGGCCGAGCGAAAGAAGUGAUUUCGUUGGCGCUAAAGGCUGGCAUUCAGGUGCGCGGAUACGUCUCAGCCAUUUUCGAGGACCCUUACACCGGCCCAACACCACAGUCCGCCGUCCUGCACGCAGUCCAGCAGUUACUACAGGCAGGCUGCUACGAAAUCAGUCUAGGAGAUACCCUCGGCGUAGGAUCGCCAUACAACGUGCGAAGCCUAAUCACCUACCUGAAAAGUCAUGCAAUCCCCGUCGACCGGCUUGCCGGGCAUUUCCACGAUACAUAUGGGCAGGCAGUGGCGAAUGUCUGGGAGGCAUAUCGUUGCGGCUUGACUACCUUUGACAGUAGUGUCGCGGGUCUCGGCGGGUGCCCUUUUGCGCCUGGUGCGAAGGGAAACGUCGCGACUGAGGAUCUGGUGUAUAUGUUUCAUAAUGCGGGUAUCAAUACGGGUGUGGAUAUAGAGAAGCUUGUUGAGACAGGGAAUUGGAUAUCGGGUCAGCUUGGAAAAUCCAAUUCUAGUCGAGCAGGGGUCGCGUUGGCAGUCAAGAACGGCGCAAAGCUUGACUCGAGGUCUGUGAAGCCGGAGACCUGUUCUAAGCAGGCCAACGAUCCCCUCAAGUGGAAACUGCUGUCGGAAUCAGAGGGCCUCCUCCUCCAUCGCUCCGGCGUCAACCUCAAAAUCACCUUGAACAGACCGAAGAACGGAAACGCUUUGACAGCAACCAUGAUUUCGCAUCUGACAGCCACAAUUACCGACGCGAGCACCAACCCAAAAAUAUCCCGCAUCAUUAUAACGGCGAACGGGAAGUAUUUCUGCACAGGGAUGGACCUGGGAAAGAGUACGCCAGUCGCACAAGGUGGUGAUGCGAGCAAAGCCCAAUUUGAACGUCUGACAGGACUAUUCGAAGCAAUCGACGGUUCACCUAAGGUGACGAUUGCCGCUAUCAAUGGACCUGCAUUCGGUGGCGGUGUUGGCCUGGCGUUUGCGUGCGACAUUCGUCUGGCGACAAGGUCCACGGCCAUGACGCUCAGCGAAGUCAAGCUCGGUUUAUGCCCAGCAACCAUCUCCAAGUAUGUAAUCAGGGAAUAUGGGCUGCAGUUUGCAAGAGAGGCAAUGCUGUCGGCAAGGCCAGUCAAGGCCGAGGAAUUGUUGGCUCGUCGGACUUUUUGCGAUGUUGCAAGUGAUGCGAAACAGCUAACCGAGAAGCUGAGCGCGUUGUUGCAAAGGCUCAGAAGCGCGUCGCCGGAAGCCUCGAGGAUGUCGAAAGAGCUGAUUAGACUCGCCUGGGCGCAUGGAGGGAGCGAAGAGCAGGCAAUUGGUAUCAGAGCGCUCUUUGAUCAGAUGAUGCGGCCAGAUUCUCCCGGGGGAUUCGGCGUGAAGGAAUUCCAAAGUGGGCGAAAGGUAGAUUGGGAUGCAUACACAUUGCGACAGGCGGAGGUGAAGGCGAAGCUCUAA